CACACCGAUGCGAUGCUUCGGCCGUUAGUCUUGAGUCGACUUGGCUAUUGCGAAGAUUCGCAGGUGAUUACCGAUGCGAAGAUGCGCUUCAAAGAUUUCAUUCUACGCCACAAGCCGAUUCCACCUGACUUGCGCGGCACCGUCUUUGCUCUGACCUGCAGAUUUGGAGCUGACGAGGAAUUGACUCAAAUGCGGAAGUUGUACGAAAGUAGUGAUUCUUCUGAAAUCCAGCGCCAGUGUCUGCAAGCCAUCGGUCGCUGUCCGCAUACUGACGUCCAGAAUCAUGCCUUAGAGUUCGCUAUUUCGAAAAAUUGCAGACUUCAGGACAAUUAUUUGGUUUUUUACGGAUUGACUCGUACUCUCGCUGGGCAAGAGAAAGCUUGGAAGUUCUUCAGGAAUAAUAUGAAUCUGCUCUGCGACCUUUUCGGCUCUCAGGAUAAUGGAUUGUUUAUCCAUAUUCUUAAGAUGUCCAUUAUGCACCACUGUUCUGAAGAAAAGGCAGAAGAUAUUCAAAAUUUUUUCGAGCAUAGGACCGUCAGCCCUGCACUUACGCGACCAAUUAGUCAGAGCUUGGAGAAUAUCAAUCUGAACAUCAAGUUCUUGAGGAACAACGCUUCUGCAAUAGGGGCGUGGCUUAAAGAAGAAGGCUACUAG
Molecule: messenger RNA, 654 nt
Organism: Soboliphyme baturini
Lineage: Eukaryota; Metazoa; Nematoda; Enoplea; Dioctophymatida; Soboliphymatidae
Source: the annotation of a GenBank genome assembly